Molecule: messenger RNA, 441 nt
Organism: Phytomonas sp. EM1
Lineage: Eukaryota; Euglenozoa; Kinetoplastea; Trypanosomatida; Trypanosomatidae
Source: the annotation of a GenBank genome assembly
GAUUAUCAUAUUUCUAAGCAAAGCAAAUUUUACAUACAAAUACUUUUUUUUUUACAACAAUAAUGCCACACAGCAAGAAGCUCACUCAUGAUGAGGAAAAUGAGAACGAGAUCCCUCCGCGUGACAAGGCUGAAAUCCUUGGCAGCGAGUAUGAAGAUGCUCAGCAUCAUCGCUCUGGCAACAAAAAGCAAAUUGACACUCCAAGCUACCAGAGUAAGCCCAAAUCAGUCCGGUGAAAACUUGUGGCCUAAGGUACUUGCUCGGAGGCCAUUAUUUAUAAAUUAUUUUAAUAUAUUUAUUUGGCGAGUACUAUUUAAUCUUUAAGGACAAGAAAAGUGCAGUUUUAUUUUUUUAAAAGAAAUACAAGAAGGUCAAAUAUGAGUACUGCAGUUUUGGAAAAAAAAGUCAAAGGUGUUAUAAUUUGAUGAAAAAUGAAUCUUA